AGGCUAUUCUUUCGCUCGCCUUUUCGGUCUUUCGGCAGCAGAGACAACCUUUGCACUAACCCGCCACUAUUUCCACUACUACCAUACUGACAGUCCUGGUCUGCUUCAUCAGCGCCAACUUGCCUAUUUUCUUGGCGAGCUACGUCUUCUAGCGCAGCCUCAUGAUAUCAUAAUCACUACCGCCUCUACUGAACCUAACCAGUCCAUCCUUCUGCAGUGUAAUCAGAUCGGCAAAUCAAAUUUGGACAGAAAUAAGACAGUCACCUCUUCAUUCGACCAAACUUAUCUCAGUGACCGAUGUCACGGUAUUACAACAGCACAGCACAACCUCCAGCGCUUUGAGCCACCUAUUCUCCUUCUCUCUCCCGUUUUCCGUUUAUCUCUUGAGGUGCAAAGUUUCGCCCCUGCUAUCUGGAAUGGUCUCCUUCCUGUUUCCACGGCUCUCCAGUCAUCUUUUGGUCUCGGGUCCGGGUUGACGCUCGUAGUCUCCACUGACGUUGGGCCUACUAUUUCUCUUGUGAACAACUCUCAGAUGCAACAGCAACGAAACAGCCUGCAGGAGCUACUUCGGACUAUCCAUCUUUCGCGGUCUCCGCCUCAUUCUAUAACUUAUUCUUGGAGCGGUGAAUGGAUCUUGCGACAACUGCAUUCCUCAACCCGUGGCCCACUGCCUUCUAACCAACUCGCCGACAUAUCCGCAAGACCGAAUAGGUCGAGUCUUAUGCCGGUCGCCUCAUACGACUCUGAGGAUAAGACACCGAUUCGUUUUACUUGUGGUAUUAGUGAUAAUUGUCAUGAUGGUGACGAAGAGGAGGAAAACGGAUGCAAUAUCCUAGAAGAUAAAGAAGUGACGAAAGGAACAACAAAUUUAAAGUUGGAGAAUCUCACAGAGGCUGAUUCAAAGUCUGGGGAAUCUAGAGACAAUACCAGGAAUUCGAUAAAGGAAAUCGAGAUGAAAGACACAGAGAAGGUUAAGCGAUUGACUAUGAUGCCGAUGUACCUUCCUGCCUUUCUUCUACAUUCUUGCAUGUUUCGGGUUAGUUUUUUGUUACAUUUGCUUAUAGUAUAG
This is a messenger RNA of Protopolystoma xenopodis, 1069 nucleotides long. The record is from the annotation of a GenBank genome assembly. NCBI's taxonomy places the organism in Eukaryota, Metazoa, Platyhelminthes, Monogenea, Polystomatidea, Polystomatidae.